Messenger RNA from Phialemonium atrogriseum, 1254 nucleotides. Its product is annotated as globin-like protein. NCBI's taxonomy places the organism in Eukaryota, Fungi, Ascomycota, Sordariomycetes, Cephalothecales, Cephalothecaceae. Gene Ontology annotation, biological process: nitric oxide catabolic process; cellular response to nitrosative stress. The record is from RefSeq and is a predicted model, not a curated record. Bases 1 to 1254 code for a protein of 417 amino acids. Gene Ontology annotation, cellular component: intracellular anatomical structure. The transcript has a single exon. Gene Ontology annotation, molecular function: oxygen binding; FAD binding; heme binding.
AUGGCUCUAAACUACCAGGAGGCAAAGAUCAUUAAAGGGACGGUCCCGAUCCUGAAGGAGCAUGGCGAACAGCUCACUUCCACCUUCUACAAGACCAUGCUGCACGAUCAUCCCGAGCUCAACAACUACUUCAACACCGUCAACCAGGCGACCGGCCGCCAACCACGAGCCCUCACUGCCGUCAUCCUCCAUUUUGCCGCCAACAUCAGCCACACCAGCGAGCUCAUUCCCAAGCUUGAGCGCGUCUGCAACAAACAUUGCUCCUUGGCAAUCAAACCAGAGCACUAUGAGAUCGUGGGGAAGUACCUCCUCCAGGCAUUUGCCCGUAUCCUGGGCGCCACCAUGACGCCCGAAGUCCACGCCGCAUGGCACAAGGCGUACUGGAUCCUCGCGCGGAUGCUGAUAGGCCGGGAGGCGCAGCUAUAUCGGGAUUUCGAAAAGUGGACGGGAUGGCGCAAGUUCAGGCUCGAGGGCAAGGUGGCCGAGUCGGACGACAUCUGGUCGUUCCGCCUGGUCCCGGUCGACGGGAAGAGCCUCCCGACCUUCCUGCCGGGGCAGUACAUAUCGGUGCAGGUCGACGCGCCGGCCCUGGGAUACCUACAGUCGCGGCAGUACGCGCUCAGCGACUCGCCCAAGCCGGACCACUACCGCAUCACCAUCAAGCGGGACCCGGGGUCGCAGUACUCGAACACGGUCUCGUCCUGCUACUUCCACCCGGGCAUCGUGUCCAACAUCCUCGUCGACCAGAUGUCCAACGGCGACACCGUCAACGUCUCCCACCCGGCGGGGGAGUUCUACCUCGACACCAACAACCCCAGCAGCGUCCCGCUGGUCCUCGUCUCCGCCGGCGUCGGCGUCGCCCCGCUCAUGUCCAUGCUCAACUCGGUUGCCGAGUUGCAGCCCGGCCGGCAGGUGUCGUGGAUCCACGGCUCGCGCAGGGGGAUCCCGUUCGAGAGCCAGGUGCGACAGGUCAAGCGCGCGGGGGCGCUCCCGCACCUCCGAGUCAAUAUGUUCGAGACCGACCUCGCCGGCAGGCGCCUGACGGGCGUGUCCGGGGGCUACGACUUCAGGAUGGACCUGCAGAGGCUCGGGCGCGAGGACCUGUUCCUCGACCACGGCGGCACCGAGUACUACGUGUGCGGGCCCGAGCAGUUCAUGAUCGAGGUGCGGGAUUACCUGCAGAGCGAGGGCGUCGCCGCCGGGCAGACCAAGUACGGGUUCUUCAGCACCGGGGAUGCGGCGGUCAAGAGUUGA